GUACAUGUGUCCAUGGAACAAGAUGGAGAGAAGAUAGUAUAGUCAAGUGGUGGACUUGUGGGCAGAAUGGCUUUCCUGGACAACCCAACAAUUAUACUUGCUCAUAUUCGGCAGUCACACGUGACCAGUGAUGACACAGGGAUGUGCGAAAUGGUCCUAAUAGAUCAUGAUGUCGACCUGGAGAAGUUUAAUCCCUCGUCAGCAUAUGGGGACAGUGGUUCUGAAACACAGGGAAGCAAUGGUGAGACUCAGGGCUAUGUAUAUUCCCAAUCAGUCGAUAUUACCUCAAGCUGGGACUUUGGAAUCCGAAGACGAUCAAACACAGCUCAGAGACUAGAACGUCUGCGGAAAGAGAGACAAAAUCAAAUAAAAUGCAAAAAUGUUCAGUGGAAAGACAGAAAUACUUCUUACUCAGCAGAGGAGCUGAGCUCGCUAUUUGAAAAAAAGAAUUUCAGAGUAAAAUCUCCGUGUUCUGGGAAGCAGUCAAUACUGUCUGUGCGGCUUGAACAGUGUCCUCUGCAGCUGAAUAACCCCUUCAAUGAGUACUCCAAAUUUGAUGGCAAGAAUUUGGAAAAUCAGACUUUGAUGGCAUAUUAUUCCAACUUGCUGUCUUUUGAUAAGGCUGGGAAAAUAAUACUGACUGCACGACAGGUUUGA
Molecule: messenger RNA, 657 nt
Organism: Merops nubicus (carmine bee-eater)
Lineage: Eukaryota; Metazoa; Chordata; Aves; Coraciiformes; Meropidae
Product: target of rapamycin complex 2 subunit MAPKAP1-like
Exons: 4
Coding region: 67-657 (196 amino acids)
Biological process (GO): TORC2 signaling
Cellular component (GO): plasma membrane; cytoplasm; TORC2 complex
Molecular function (GO): phosphatidylinositol-4,5-bisphosphate binding
Source: RefSeq, a predicted model, not a curated record